Messenger RNA from Phialemonium atrogriseum, 1515 nucleotides. RefSeq lists its product as uncharacterized. The transcript has a single exon. Gene Ontology annotation, molecular function: RNA binding. Bases 150 to 1220 code for a protein of 356 amino acids. Gene Ontology annotation, biological process: endonucleolytic cleavage in ITS1 to separate SSU-rRNA from 5.8S rRNA and LSU-rRNA from tricistronic rRNA transcript (SSU-rRNA, 5.8S rRNA, LSU-rRNA); endonucleolytic cleavage in 5'-ETS of tricistronic rRNA transcript (SSU-rRNA, 5.8S rRNA, LSU-rRNA); small-subunit processome assembly. The record is from RefSeq and is a predicted model, not a curated record. NCBI's taxonomy places the organism in Eukaryota, Fungi, Ascomycota, Sordariomycetes, Cephalothecales, Cephalothecaceae. Gene Ontology annotation, cellular component: nucleolus.
CAGCAGGUGCUGUCCCGCAAAAAUUUGGACUGGGGAUUUCCGUCAGCCAAAAAUUGUUUCUGAUCCGAAUGCAUUAUAUCUAAAUACAUUACUGCUAGAACACUCUUCCCCCACUCAUUGACACUCGUACGCUCCAGCACAAGGCAGCCAUGGCUCCCGAGAACAGGAAUCACUUCCUCGACGCCGAUGAGAGCGAGGACGACGCCAGCCAGGGCUACAAUUCCGAGAACGAGCUGCAAAAGGGCGGACGCAGCGCCAAGAGACGGAAGAUUGACGAGGACCGCGGGAGCGACGAUGACUCUGCCAGCGAAGCCGAAGACGAGAUUCCCGACAACGAAGCCGCGCCACCUGCAGAACAAGCCGGCAACGACGAAGAUGCACCGGGCGAAAGCAGCGGUGCAGGGCCAGUGAAGAAGGCGGAGGAGGAGGACAAGCCGAAGGUGUCCAAGGCGGCCAAGCUGCCGGCCCUCUCCAAGCCGCUAGGCAAGAAGAACCUCGUGGUGACCGACGCGGCGGUCAAGAAGUCGGGCGUGGUCUACCUCUCGCGGAUCCCGCCCUUCCUCAAGCCGGCCAAGCUGCGGUCCCUGCUCGAGCCGUACGGCAAGGUCAACCGGACGUUCCUGUCGCCCGAGGGCGCGGCGGCGCACGCGCGGCGGGUGCGCGCCGGCGGCAACCGCAAGCGCCUGCACACUGACGGCUGGGUCGAGUUCGUGGACAAGCGCGACGCGCGGCAGGCGUGCGCGCUGCUCAACGCGCGGCCCAUCGGCGGCAAGAAGGGCAGCUUCUACCGCGACGACGUCUGGAGCCUGCGCUACCUCAGGGGCUUCAAGUGGGACGACCUGACCCAGCAGAUCGCCGCCGAGAACGCCGAGCGCGACAGCCGCAUGCGCGCCGAGAUCGGCAAGACGGCCAAGGAGAACAGGGAGUUUGUCCGCAACGUGGGCCGCGCGAAGAUGCUCGACGGCAUCCAGUCCAAGGCCGAGGCGAAGAAGAAGAGGCCGAGGGCCGAGGACGGGGAUGGCGAUGGUGGUGGCGGUGGUGGAGGUGGAAAAGACGAUGCGGGGGAGAAGAGGGACGUCGCCGGUGCUGCGAGUGGUGUUGCGGAUGCGGCCUCGAAAGGGCGGGAUAGGAAGAGGUCCUUUAAACAGAUACCCCUGGCAAAGAAAAGGGAUGGAGAGCAGCCAGAGCAUGUCACGAGAGUUCUGAGCAAGAUCUUUUGAGCAGGGGAGACGAUUACAUUGGCAUCUUUCUAUUCUCGGUUGUUUCUCUUGAUACUCGAUUAGCGUGCGAAAACUGGUGCUUUACAGGCAGCUUAAGGAUUCAAUGAGGCUCGAUAAAUCACUAUCUAACUGCUUUGAGGCACAUUCUUUCGGCCCAUGUUUGGGAUCAACUCCCUUGACCGGUUCUCCCUCUUCCAUCACAGUUCGACAUGCUCGUUCAAAGUACGUAUGAUAAAUACAGCUAGUACGAAAUGGGCAACCUCAUCGGGCACGAGUAGUAGACUUGACAGUUACG